This is a messenger RNA of Corapipo altera (White-ruffed manakin), 1554 nucleotides long. RefSeq names its product ATP-dependent DNA helicase PIF1-like. Bases 2 to 481 code for a protein of 159 amino acids. NCBI's taxonomy places the organism in Eukaryota, Metazoa, Chordata, Aves, Passeriformes, Pipridae. The record is from RefSeq and is a predicted model, not a curated record. The transcript is spliced from 4 exons.
GAUGCUAGCAAAGAAUCUGGAUGUGUCUCAAGGGCUGGUGAACGGGGCACGAGGCGUUGUUGUAGGAUUUGAAAGUGAACAGAAGGGGCUGCCUCAGGUGAGGUUUCUCUGUGGGGUCACACAGGUCAUAAGAUUGGAGAAAUGGGUCUUCAAAGGACCAUCAGGAGUUCACCUGAGUCGCCAACAGCUGCCUUUAAAAUUGGCGUGGGCCAUUUCCAUUCACAAGAGUCAGGGCAUGUCUUUAGACUGUGUGGAAAUCUCCCUGUCUCGUGUCUUUGAAAGUGGGCAGGCUUACGUAGCCCUCUCCCGAGCCCGUAGCCUUGCAGGUCUCCGUGUUCUGGAUUUUGACCCAAAAGUAGUGAGAGCUGAUCCUUCUGUGCUGCAGUUCUACAGACAGUUAAGACGUUAUCAGCUUUUAACCCAGGAUUCACUACACACCUAUUCAGAUGCUGAUGAGAAGGAGAAUGUGAAAUGCAGCUGAUAAUACUCUCCUGGUUUCUGCGAAGUGUGAGCACAGACUCCUGAGAUGCAGUCAUCUUGCUAUUGAGUAUAUUUGAUAACAUAGGUAAAGUCAAAGGACUUUUUUUAGCUGUUUGCUUCAUUCAGCUGACUCUGGAUAUAUAGAAGUAUCUCUGUCUCGUGCCUCUGGAAUUUGGAAGGCUUCUGUAGACCCUUUCUGAGCCCACAGACCUACGUAAGCACUUCUGUGUCACAGAUGCAACUCCAGCAAACAAAAUGACUGAACAAGGAUGUUCCUGAGGGUCCUUCCUGUGGUUCUAUCCUGCCUGCCUAGUUGCAUUUAAUCCUCCACAUAUAUAGACUGAAACUUGCGUCCCUUUCUUCAAGUAUACCACUGUUGUGAGAUGGAAGGUGUCUGGAUGGAUUGGACCUGUUCACAGGAGCUGCUGACACAAGGGAAAGCAGUGCUAAGUAUCUGGAAUACAUACUUGAUUCUUCUGCAAGCAAGGAGCUGGGCUAUUACUUUACAGCAUGCUGAGGUGUUCCAGAUGCUUGACACCAGGAGGCUUUGCAAAACUUCCUCCACAAGCAGAACUGCCAGUUACAUAUUGCUUGUUAUGCUGAUAUGUAGCGUUUUUAUUAGUCUGUUGCAUAAGAUGUGAUUUUUAUUUUUUUAACUCUCUGAGAUGAACUGGCACUGUUCAAAGACAAGAGGAAUUCCUACAUCUUAUACCUGUAAUUAUGGAACUACAAGAAUUGUGAAGUUCUGUUACUCCAUUAGGGAGAAGAUGGGUACUGGUGAGAGUUCCUCUUGUUUAAACAUAUGAGGCUUACUCAAAUGAAAGUUGCUCCUGGAAAAAACUUGUCUGACUAAUAAGGUGGAAUUUUAGUGUGAAAUAGGGAAUAAUGGCUAUGGACAUGUGAAGUGAGCUGUAAUGUCACCUGUUUCAGCAAAAGCAGAGAUAAGCAGAACUAAUAUACUGUCUUAAUUAAGGAAAAGCUUUGGUCUUUGUAUUUUAGCACUUUGUUUAAAGCUUAAGUAACUUGUAUAUUUUAAAAUGUUUAACAUCUUAAAACGUGACAUAACAUUCAGCU